This is a messenger RNA of Populus nigra (black poplar), 1975 nucleotides long. RefSeq lists its product as uncharacterized. The coding region runs from base 896 to 1786 and encodes 296 amino acids. The transcript has 7 exons. Lineage: Eukaryota; Viridiplantae; Streptophyta; Magnoliopsida; Malpighiales; Salicaceae. The record is from RefSeq and is a predicted model, not a curated record.
UAACAAAAGAGAAAAAACAACACCACGUCUCUCACGAUUCCGUUAGGCUAGAAAGCACCGUGAGCCCAAUUUAUUCAUUGUUGGAUCUAACCAGGGGGGUGUAUAGAACUCUGGGUUUGAAAGGGGAAGAGAAAGAGAGCAUUUGUUUCGUUUUACUAAAGAAGAAGAAGAAGAAGAGAAGCAGCUCUCUGUAGUAUUGGGUGGCUCUUCUUCACAGUUUUCAGAGCCAAGUCUCUUGCAAUUCUCCUCUCUUUCUCGCUAACCAAACAUGGGAUUUUGAAUGAGAUUGGAGAGAGCUGGAUAAAUGUUGAGGAUCUGUAACUUUUAAGAAGACAGAUUUAUAGGCACAUUUGUAGUGAUUUGAAAGUGUUUUUUUCACAAGGAAGGAGUUCCACGCCGGAUUCUGAUUUUGAAGAUUGGCUUCGGUUGAUUGAGUUUUAUAGAGAGAAGGUUUCGGAGCUUGUUUUAUUACUUACAGGUUCAGACACAUUGGGAAAGAUAUAACAAGUUUCAGAGGGGAUUUGGAGGAUUUCUUGACAGAGUGUACUGUUAGAGGAUACAAUUUAAAUCAGAUUUCUUGAUAUACAGAGAUUGGAAUCUGACAUGAAAAGUCCUUUGAAAUGUCAUAAGAGUCGUUUCGUCAAAAUCUGAAUGAUAUCUGUAUGAGAAUCCGGGUUUUGAUUUUGCAGUUUAACUCUCAAGAUUGACAGUUUCCUAAAUUGCAAUUUACUUGGCGACUCUCUCUCUCCCCUGUUAUAAAAUAAAGCAGCAACUGAUUUCUCUGCUUUUGCUCUCCCGCAGUCUACAGUGUUCCAAGAACGAUCAUUUUCUGUGGUAUUCAACUCGAUUGAGAAUCAAUUCAACAGAUUAGAAGUUACCGGGUGUAGAAGAGUAAAUGGAAAAGGACUCGUUGAGGAGCACCAAUAAUGGUAGCACGAGCACCACCACCACCACCACCACCAGUGCCCAGAGAACCAGCUUAGAUCCCAUUAGGCAAACGACGUCGUCUGAUCUUGUCUUGCAGUGGGGGAACCGGAAGCGGCUCAGGUGCAUGAAAGUCCAAGUCAAGGACGUUUCGACCACCCCGGUUCAUAAGACAACAGUUCGUGUGGACCGUCGGGUUGUUAGAGCUGAUAAUAAAGAUAAAGACAGUACUUGGUAUCACCCGAGCAGCACAAAUAAUAAUAAUAGCAAUCACAGCAACGGAUAUUCUAAUCUCCGUCAACGUCUGUCUCCGCCUCCUCCGCCUUCUCCGCCGCCCCCUCAGCGGAUUUUAAGGAACUCGGAGAAUUCAAGUGCCAUGAGAGGAGGCCAGAGUAACGGUGGUGGUCUGCGUAGGAUUGCUUCACCAGACAAGGGUGCGCACGAUAAGAGAAGUAACAACCAUACCAACCACCACCACCACAAUAGCAGCAAAGACCAUGAGAGUCAUAACAAUAACAAAUCAGCGGCAUCUUCGGAUACCAAGAAAGGAGGAGGGUCAUCUUCUGGGGGAAGUGGAGAAGCACCACCACCACCACCACCACCAGUUUGGCCACCAAAGUUUGUUAUUGCUUUAACUAAUAAAGAGAAAGAAGAAGAUUUCUUUGUCUUUAAAGGAUCCAAGUUGCCUCAAAGACCCAAAAAGAGAGCCAAAUUCAUUCAGCGCACCCUCAAUCUUGUGAGCCCCGGAGCAUGGCUAUGUGAUUUGACACUAGAACGUUAUGAAGUCAGAGAGAAGAAGAUCACCAAGAAGAGACCAAGAGGGUUGAAGGCCAUGGGAAAUAGAGACUCUGACUCUGAGUAGAAGAAAGAAAACUCUGGACGAAUCACAAAUGUACCUUCUUAGCCUUCUCUAGGAAGAAGAUAGACAACAAAUCAUCGUUGGAAAUUGUUUUUUUUUUUUUAGGAUGUAAGAAAGAUGUCUGUAGUGCCCUGCCGUGUAAAUCGCCACCUUUCACCUCCUGCAAGAAUGAAAAGUAGAAAAUUUCAGUCA